Molecule: messenger RNA, 1519 nt
Organism: Thlaspi arvense
Lineage: Eukaryota; Viridiplantae; Streptophyta; Magnoliopsida; Brassicales; Brassicaceae
Source: the annotation of a GenBank genome assembly
GGGCUUCUCCUGCGAUAUGAGAGAUUAGGGUUUGACAAGAUAAGUAAAUUUGGGGAUAUGACGGGAAUCGGGGAAGAGCCGCCGCCGCCGCCGCCUUACGAUGAUGAUAGAAAAAGUAUAGACGAUGGGGAUGAGACGGGAAUCGGAGAAGAGUCGCCGCCAUGCGAUGAUGAUGAUGAUAGAAAAAGUAUAGAUGAUGGGGAUGAAACGGGAAUCGGGGAAGAGUCGCCGCCAUGCGAUGAUGAUGAUGAUGGGGAUGAGACGGGAAUCGGGGAAGAGUCACCGCCAUUCGAUGAUGGUAGGAAAAGUAUGCGUGAUCCUGAGUUUGCUCUGCUUAUCAAGAAGCUGCGGGCAGACCAUCAACUCCUGGAAGUCCAGGAGUCACCUGUCGACGUUUUUGAUUACAAAACCCACAACGGAUUCAUUUCAGAUGAUUCCAAGGGUUUUGAAUUGGCUCAGAAGAUAAAGCGUCGGUGCUGCCCUUAUGACAUCAGCCUCUGCGCUAGGAUUGGACUCUAUUGUUACAAUUUUCAGGAGGGCGAAGAUUACCAUUUUGGCUCUGUGAAAAAGUCCUACAAGCGGUGGCUUCAUUCCAUCAACGAGUCUGUCCUAACAUGGAGCAAGUCUUUCAUAACACUGGAGGCAGUGGAUCGAUACGGCGGCAGAUCUCCACUCACUAUUGAGACUUGCGUUACCCGUAACGAUGGAGGAGCUACAGACGGCGUGAGACUAAGGUGGGAGACUUGCAUUUGCCGUGUGAAAGGUAGCGAAGAAUUGGCUGAUCAUGAGUGGGACGAUAAAGCAGUAAAAGAUGACUACAAAGGUGAAAUGCCCAGAUGGCUCUCUGAUGACGAUAAGCAACGGUGCUAUGUGUUUCGAGUACCUGAGCUGGUGGACGUGGACAAUUGGUGGCUGCCUCUCUUCACUGAGCUUGCCUUCUACACGAAAUGGAAGGCAUCGGUCUGGGUGGGCGAUAUUGCUUUGUUCCCACCAUUGAUGCUUCGACAAGUGUUUGUGGAAACCCUAGGAGAAGCUGAGACUGAGACUGAGCCGCGUGAUAAGCUCAAGGCCCCCAAUGCAAUCUUCUACUUAAGCUUUGAAUGUGAUGAGGAUCCAGAAACAGGUGAGAUCGGUUAUUAUAAAGCGGUUGUAAGGAAGACGAUGGAUGGGAAACCAGGACACAUGCGCCUCGAGGUUAAGGUGUUGGAGCAUCUAUCCCAGGAGAAUCCAAGAAAGCGAACCAGAGAGGAGCUUGAGGCCGAAAGGCAACCUCGUUGCACUUGGGCAGAAGAAUUUAAUACCAAAUAAGUAUGUAUUUUGUAUGAUCCAACUCAUAGAUCAAUCAUGUACGCAUGUUUAAGUGAAUCAUAUUCAAUGUUGAAGUUGCAGGCAGCUUAUACAUUGAAUUCAUCAGUUAAUUCCAAUUUGAACAAGUAAUUAGCUGGCGACGUAAAUGCAUGUUCUAAUAUUGAGAAUGUAUAAGGUAGCUGGAGACAAUUAUGUUAUGGUUGAGAAAGAG